This is a messenger RNA of Nematostella vectensis (starlet sea anemone), 7064 nucleotides long. RefSeq lists its product as uncharacterized. The transcript is spliced from 15 exons. The coding region runs from base 542 to 6376 and encodes 1944 amino acids. Gene Ontology annotation, cellular component: plasma membrane. NCBI's taxonomy places the organism in Eukaryota, Metazoa, Cnidaria, Anthozoa, Actiniaria, Edwardsiidae. The record is from RefSeq and is a predicted model, not a curated record.
UUCUAUCUAAUCAAUAUUUAUGAGUGCCGCUCUUUGUUCUGAGAGUUUAGUGUGAUGGCUAUUUCUUAAAGGUUUUUUAAAAUUUAUUUAUUUCAAUGGAGAAAAAACCUGGCGAAUAUGUUUCUACGACUUUAUGGAUGUAACUGAAUUUCAAUGUAAGUAUUGGCUGAUGCUCUACGUUAUGUCUGCGAAUUAGGAAUAUCGGACGAAUGAUUGUGAUUGUUUAAUCACAAAGAUUACCGGAAAACCUCAUGAACUGAGUGACGAGAAGUCAAAUCAAGAUGUGGACUAACUGCGUUUAAUGCAAUCAUCACGUUGAUCUUGGUCUAGAAAAGCGAAACAAUAGAAGAUUACUGCGGGUAUAGAAAAAAGUGGAAAAGAACGCCAGACUAUUUGCUAUCACGUGACCCUGUCUAACAAAAUGGACAUUACAGGAAGCUUGGGGUCGAGGUAGCUGAUGUAGGACUACUAGAGUUUCUACGGUACGCAGUUUGUUAGCUGUUCUGGUGGUGCACUGUAUGUAGGCCCUGUAUUGAGCAUUAUGGUUCAUCCAAGCAUGGUCUGUCGUAGACGACAAGUCUUGCUGCAGUGGUCUGUCCUUACCUUGGGCCUGUUGUCUGUGGUGAAUUCAUUGCCAGAAUGCUUCGAGCCAGACGAAAGAGUCCUGAGCCGAUGGAAGAAUGGCAAUUACUACAAAGGAGCUAUUGAAUCCCUCACGAACACAUUGAACGUGUUAUUCGACACUGGUGUAAGAAGGUCGUACAAUCUAAGGGACGAAGUAAACGUCAUCACGGAUAGAGUACCGGAAGAUAGCGAGCUGACAGUCGGGAGCCGAGUUUUGGUGAAUCGUCCCCGAUCACGUGCCUUCCAGAUCGGUUACAUCCGGGACAUAGUAGGGGGAAGCUACCUUAUUUGGUAUGAAGACGGAGCAUAUGUCUACCAAUACAAGCCCGAUAUCCGAGUGUUUAACAAGUCCAAAGUCUGUGACGAGCCCGCGUACCUCGGCUGCUACCGUGACAAAAUCCCAAGAACCCUUUCGGUCUACAUUCCGACUCAGCCUGCCACCAUCGGCGCAUGCGUGGAUAUGUGUAAAUCGCAGGGUUUUAGUAUAGCGGCUCUAAGGAACUCAAACCUUUGUUUUUGUGGGAUAAGCUACAGCAAAGAGUUCCAGGGCCAAGAGAAUGAGUGCAACACGCCAUGUUACGAUAACAUUUACGAGAUCUGCGGGGGAAAUAGCGCAUUCUCCCAGUAUUGGACGGGUAUCGUUACUACGAGGCCAAAUCUUAAGACAGGCGCUCAUGCGCGCAAACACUGGAUUCCGAGGUACGGAGAGUUGCCGUGGGCCGCCAUCAUGGCAGCCAGUGAAAGAAUGAUAGCCAGCCAGCAGUGGGAGUGGGACCCUUACACUCGAACAUGGCACAAGGCGGAGCUUAUCCCGCCACAGUGGCCUGGGGCUCAGGGUCAACUGCGUACUGUCACGUGGCACGGAUCGCCUGUAACACGGAAUGGGUGGACUUGGAAUGGACGCAACUGGUGGCCCGAUGCAAGGAUGCAGAGAGCUGCGCACCGAGGGGACUCAAGGGGCACAUUAUUGGGAGCAACUAAAGCCCCUCCACCAAAUAUGGUGUAUGACUACAGGAGACGACAGUAUGUGGCGGUUAACCACGUCCAAGCGCAGCCACGCCAAUACAAUACUUGGAGCGCGUCAAGUGGCCUGGUGUCUGAUCGGACACAGAACCAGCCUACUGCAACCUCAAAAAAAAGACCGCUGACGGAAAAUCUUAUAUUGGAGAAGCUUGCUGAUCGGAUGGAUCACGUUAAAUGGAGUCAGCUGGCGCACUUUCCGACAUUCACAGAUGCUGUCCAUCAUCUCCCAGAGGCAUCAACCGAAUUCCGCUACUUGGGCUGUUACGCGGACAAACCCAACCACGACCUGCCAGUCUUCGUCCCUGUCAAACCGCUGACAGUCAAGGCAUGCGCACUCAAGUGCCGCGCGGGCGGUUACUCAGUAGCUGGUGUCCAGUCCUCGUGGAGUUGUUAUUGCGGGAACACAUACAGUAGAUACGGACGCUUGAAAGAAGAUAAGUGCGAUAUGAGAUGCGGGGGAGACAGCAAAGAGAAGUGUGGUGGAGUUAGCACCAAUUCCGUCUAUUUUACAGGUAUUGGAGCUGCAGUCCCGAUUCCACCUAAGGUUCCUGUCUCGAGGAAGACCUCUGCUUCCAAAACACUGGUAAAACAGCUUGCUAUGAUGACGACAAACACAAGCUCUGGAAAACUAACCGUAUUAUAUACGGCAUCCUCAAAACACACCUCUAAGAAUGGAACAACACAACAAGCAGCACAUACAAAUGUUGAAACCAGCUCCAAAAACAAUACAGACACUCUACAUCCCAAAAUGAUACCUAAAAAAGAUAACAAUACUUUGAAACAUGGACACCAAGUGCUUAGAAAAACUAAGAACCACACAAAGACACCACAACAAGCCAAGAAAAAGAGGAUAAAACACACAAAAAGCUCGUCUGCUGAUUCUAGUGAUGACUACGAAGUUGAAUCGAUUAAAGUGAAGGUAAACUUCUCAGAGUUGAAGAAAGCUUUGCAGACAUUUUCACCCGAGAUUCUGAGAAAAGUUAAACACGACUUAGAAAAGAUGGAGCGCGAAAAGAAAUUGGGAGAAAAAGAGAAGAAAAAGAAGGUGAAAGUUCUUCUUGAUGAGACAAUAAGCGUCCAAGAGAAUGCUUUAAAAGAAGAGCUAAAGUUACUGCAGCAAAAAGCCAAUAAAGUAAAGGGGAAAUUACACGAGUUGAAGACAACAAAUGUAAAAUUAGUCAAACCUAAAAAUAUACUUGGAGCUAAAGUGGAACACGACUCAGUGGAAGGGAGACAGAAAGGUAAGGGGAAUACAACCCAUCAGUCUCAUGCAAGCACGUCCUCAGGUGAUGUGAAAGGAUCUAACAAGGUGCACCUGGAACAUGUGACGACAAUCAAGUCGAACGAUAACAAGACGAGUGGGAUAAAUUUAGUAAACAAAUCUCGUAGUCAGGACCCCAGAGUUGAGAAGUCAGGUCCUGAAAUGACAUCUAAACAUGAAGCACCCGUGCGCUCCCACAAUGCAUCUGUCCUUCAUAAUAGGAACUCAGCCAUGAAGAACGUUCAUCACCUCCAACCACAGAAGACCAAGGUCGUGAAAUCUACUGGUGGAUCUGUACAAAAUACUAAGAAGACUACCAAAAUGGUUAAAGGUGCUACUCUAAAAAGGAAAAGGCCUGGAAUUAAAGCUUUGAGUAAACAAACACCCGAGAAGCAUUUGAAAUCUGGAAAGAAAGUUGAAAAGUCCAUAAGUCCAUCUUUACAGUUGUUGAGUCUCAGGAAAAAUGGUGCCAAGAGGCCAUUAACUGUAAAACCAAUAGCUAGACUCAGCCCGCAAAGCAUCAAGGCUAAAACGAUUGAAAAGAUCUCACAGCAUAACAGAAACAAAAAUGCCAAAAAGCCACGACUUAAACAACAACAGAGUAAAGAUAAAGCAUCGAAGGGGCAAGUUCUGCACAAAGAUAAAAUAUCAAAUUCAAAUACAAACAAUUUAUCAAGGCUUCCUUCUCAGAUUAAAGCUAUGAGAGAGAAUAAAGCUUCAAAUAGUUUAUCCAAACAGAUUUUGGACAACAGGGUACGCAAGUUUGAUGAGAAAGUUAAGCCCAUUCAUCAUGAUAGACUUGUAAACGUUUCCAGUACCGACAUAAAAGACCACGCUGUCGAAAAGGAAACGAGAGGAAAAGUGGAUAGCGAGAAAGAAGUAGGUAAAUCCAAUCAUGAUGACGCAAAGCCUAAAGUGAUACCGAAAGAGAAGAAAAAGAACGGCAACGGGACAACUACUAUGAAAGAAGCAUCGGAGGGUGUUAGCAACAAACAUGUUCCACAUUCUAGAGAGCCAACAAAAAAUAUAGAUACAAGUAAACAUGAUCCAGACCUAUCUAGUAAAGGUUCUACGUCGAAAAACAAAAUUUCUUCAGUACGAAAUGGCGAUCAUGAUAGACUAGUAAACGUUUCCAAUACCGACAUAAAAGACCACACUGUCGAAAAGGGAACGAGAGGAAAAGUGGAUAGCGAGAAAGAAGUAGGUAAAUCCAAUCAUGAUGACGCAAAGACUAAAGUGAUACCAAAAGAGAAGAAAAAGAACGGCAACGGGACAACUACUAUGAAAGAAGCAUCGGAGGGUGUUAGCAACAAACAUGUUCCACAUUCUAUAGAGCCAACAAAGAAUAUAAACACAAGUAAAAAUGAUCCAGACCUAUCUAGUAAAGGUUCUACGUCGAAAAACAAAAUUUCUUCAGUACGGAAUGGCGAUCAUGAUAGACUUGUAAACGUUUCCAGUACCGACAUAAAAGACCACGCUGUCGAAAAGGAAACGAGAAGAAAAGUUGAUAGCGAGAAAGAAGUAGGUAAAGCCAAUCAUGAUGACGCAAAGCCUAAAGUGAUACCAAAAGAGAAGAAAAAGAACGGCAACGGGACAACUAUGAAAGAAGCAUCGGAUGAUGUUAGCAACAAACAUGUUCCACAUUCUAUAGAGCCAACAAAGAAUAUAAACACAAGUAAAAAUGAUCCAGACCUAUCUACUAAAGGUUCUACGACGAAAAACAAAGUUUCUUUAUUACCAAAUGUCGACACAGAUCCUAAUAAAGAUGGAUCUGAGCUCCCUGCGGAUGAUGCUAGCCUAACUGAAAACCCUCGAGUCUCGGAGGACUUUCCUGAGAACAAGUCAGAGUUACCCAACAUAAACCCUGAUGACAUUAAGGCCCCGCAAGACGAUAAAGAUUUUCCUAAGGACACACCUGAGCCGACUGAUGAUAAUUCUAUAUCAUCAAAUGAUGAGUCAAUGUUGCCUAAAGACGAUUUAGACUUCUCCAGAGACAAGGACUCAGACUCAAUUAGUGACAGCCCUAAGGUCUUACCAGAUGGUAUAAGUAAACCUGAUAAGGUAGAGCAAAUGGUUUCCGAUGACAACGGAGCAUCGGCCUCUGGAAAAACCGUAAGUGACCAUAGCAUGGAAAAGAUCAAAGGUGUCAAUUCGGGAGAGGGGGGAGAUGGUAAUAAAGGUAAAGGUCCAGUGAAAAUGCCCAAGAGCCCUACAAAUGGUGUAAAGGCCAGUAAAGAUUUGAGUAAAGGUGAAGAUCUUUGGAAGAAACCAGAUGGCUCUGGUUCUUUGCCAAGCAGCGCGCUAACAGCGGAGGAUAUUCAACGAGUAAGAAACCUGAUGCUACAUGGGUCAGGGAUGAUAGAAGUGGACUCAAAAGAUGAUGACACGAGUUAUAUGUACUUUCCAGAGCCAGGAGAUCCCGCUAAACCUGGGCCAGACUUAAACGCUUCUUCACUAUUAAAGGAACCGUCACUAGCCAAGGUCUCCUUACUUGACAAAGAGCCAUCACUCCAAAAAGACUCAUCACUUGUAAAGGGGUCAUUACCCGCAAAUGACUCGUCACUCGACAAAGACUCGUCACUCGUUAUAGAAUCAACAUUAGCGAAGGACUCGUUAUUCUCAAAUAACUCUCCAGUUUUUGAAGACUCCUUGGUACAAAAGGACUCUUCACUUAGUAACAUAGCUCAACAAAACCUGGUGCAUGCUUUAAAUGAUAUGGACAACACAACCCAGCUUAACACAAGUGGUAUCAAAUUGAAUGGCUCUAAGACCCUUAAUAAUGGUAUCCUCAGAAAACUUUCAAACGAAGUGCAAGUCGUCCCGUCUAAUGUUUUAAAACCCGAAAACUCAUUUUCAGGUCAAACUGCGCUUAACAGCUCUCUUCCUUCGGCUUCCUUGAUUUCAACAACAAUUGGUGUCAAUCUACCAGGAAAACAAAGUCAUCUUGACCAUUCAUCGAAUGCAAUCGAGAGGCGGUCCGGUAUACCGAAACAAAACAUGGGUCAUGCGCAUGAUAGUGUUUUGAAGGGUGGCAUGCGUACGCACAUGCUACUGACGGAAGUGGUUGACAGAUCACCAAGGAAACUCCCGCCAAAAUUCGAAAUGACGCCAAAAGACAAGCAGCACAAAGCACACAGUAAAUGGGACAUCAUAGCGAGUUACCGGAAAUCUGCGGCAGUAUCUAAUAACGAUAUCACAACUAGAGGUAUUGCUCCUGUAAACAAAGUUGGGAGCCACAGAAAAACUAAGGGAAAUAAAUAUCAUAGUAUAUCUGAACGCAGGCUAGGAAAGCCACACAUUGGAAGAAAAACUCUAGCGGUUAAAAAAAUUGACAAAGAUGAUGAUAAUGAUGAUGGGACCGAUGAGGUUGUCAAGCAAACAUUUGAUGACUACGGAUCCAGGAAUGAGGUUGUAUGGCACGGCAACCGAAUCCAGGAGCGUUCUAGUGAGGCGGAAGAAAGUUGGUAGUGUGUUAUUUUGUGAUAUGUAUCAUCAAAAUACACUCCUUACGACUUGUGGCGGAAGAGCUUCUAUAAAGGUACAAAAUCUUCAUUUCUAGCCCCCUUUAAAGAACAAGAAAUGCAAGGACAGAAAAGACAGAAAUGAAAUGUUCUCUAGUGGCCACAAGGGAACCAUGCCCUCGGGAAAACAAGUUGCCUUGCUUGUUUUACUUUUAACAAUCCUACGAAAGACGGAUUUCUGGGAGAACGCUAGGGGCAAAAGAAGAUGACGGUUCUCCAAGGAGGCAUGAUGAAAGGUCGUCUAACGAUUACAGCGCGAAAGAGAGUCAUGUUAUUCUCCUUGAAUUAACAGACGCCUAAAUUGUAUAAAACCGGUCAGAAGAGACGUUUAAAACUAGCUUCAUCUUUGGAAUGGAUGAAACAAUACACUUUUUCAGUGGAACCUCUAAAGGACACCGUUAGGACCAUGGCCUAAUGGACCUAUUGCCGAAAAUCAAAAUUUUGGAAAAAUUCCGCUGUUCACGGAAUAUUAUUUUCUUUAUGGAGGUCCGCUGCACUGUACAACAAAACAACAAAUUUUUUCUGCUAAACUUUUCUUCUCACAUGCAUAAAUUACAAACAAACAAAAAUCUCGACUAUUAUACUUAUAAUAUCAUGUUGCUUUAUCCCGAUACAAAUACACACUGCUGCAAAAA